Messenger RNA from Aspergillus steynii IBT 23096, 846 nucleotides. RefSeq lists its product as uncharacterized. The transcript has a single exon. Lineage: Eukaryota; Fungi; Ascomycota; Eurotiomycetes; Eurotiales; Aspergillaceae. The record is from RefSeq and is a predicted model, not a curated record. The coding region runs from base 187 to 675 and encodes 162 amino acids.
CGAGACCGUAACGUACGGCGUGAUUUCAGCCGCAGACCAACAAAGAACAGUUUCCCGGCUCAGCCUUGCGCCCGUCCCAUGGGUCGCUCAGGCACACUCCGGGUGGACGACGAGAACGACAUGCAAGGCAAUCGCUGAUGACUGUAAUCAAUGCAGAUGAAAUAAGGAUUACAUCAGGGGCAUUGGAUGGGCAACCAAAUCGGCAGCCGUCUUCGAGAUGAUUUGAUGCCGGGGCAUGGAAGAGACGAAGAACGAAUGCCCCGCGAUGAACUCAACUCCAUGUGGAACGCGGUUGAUCCGGUCUCGUCUCCGGUCCGUCUGGUACCGUUCCGUACGGUAUGGUACGGGCCUCCAACCAAAAGGCAACGCAGAAAGAGCGUCUCCAGAGCGUGGCGGAGAAAAAUACAAAGAAGCAUCGUUGAUCCAUCAAUCAUCCUGCCAUCUGAGACUGGACUGACUAGCACUAGACAGACAGCAGACAGGCAGACAGACAGACAGACUCCCUACUCCCACCGAUCAGACGGCGCCAACCGUUGGGUUUCCAUUCCUCGAUCCUUCGCUCGCAUUAUUCUUACUAUCAGCUCAUUCCGAUCCCACCGCUUCUUCGGCCUGUCUUUCGCUCUCGGAAUGCUGGCCUGUUUUUGUCCGUUCCAUCUUGCGGAAAUCCCAGCCUGAAUUCCAUCCAUCGUCCAUCCAUCCCAUUCAUCUCCCCUGUUCUCCGUCUGGCUUGAUUCCUUCCGUGUUUUUCCACUUCCCCGCCCCAUCUCCCAUCGGGCGCAACUACGGAGUCGUCGCCAGAGCGAUCCCGGGCACUGCCUCUUUCUUUCUGCCUGCCUUUCGCUUUCG